AUGAAGUGUGCUCUUGAUAAAGCUUUCGCCAUAAAAGAUCAUGUUGAAAUGAAGUACUUCCUUGGCAUAGAGGUUGCCCGGAAUGAGAGAGGGAUAAUGCUCAAUCAGAGGAAUUUUAUUAUUGAUAUUCUCAAUAUCACAGGAAAUGAUGGAUGCAAACCUACCAAAUGUCCUUUUUCCAAUGGCAUUAAACAAUAUCUUGACGAAGGAGAAGUCUUGGAUGAUGUUGAACUAUAUAGGAGCAUCAUAGGUAAGUUGCUCUACCUUAAUCUGAGCACACCAGACAUAUCUUACUCAGUUCAACAGUUGAGUCAGUUCAUGGCAAAACCUAGGAAACCGCAUUUUCAAGCUGUCAUUCAUGUUAUUAAGUACCUAUCAGGUACUAUUAAUCAAGGAUUGAUCUACCCAACUAACUCUGAUCUUAAACUUACAUGUUUUUGUGACUCGGACUGGGGAAAUUGUGCCUUCAGUGCUAGAUCAUUGACAGGCUAUUGUGUUUUUCUUGGAAACUCACUCAAAUCAUGGAAGACAAAGAAGCAUAAACUAUUUCAAAGACUUUCACGGAAGCAGAAUACAAGUAUAUGUCCCAAACAACCAAUGAGUUGGUUUGGCUUGAAGGCUUGCUGA
Beta vulgaris subsp. vulgaris (sugar beet) is the source of this 627-nucleotide messenger RNA. RefSeq lists its product as uncharacterized. The record is from RefSeq and is a predicted model, not a curated record. The coding region runs from base 1 to 627 and encodes 208 amino acids. NCBI's taxonomy places the organism in Eukaryota, Viridiplantae, Streptophyta, Magnoliopsida, Caryophyllales, Amaranthaceae. The transcript has a single exon.